GCGUCUGCCUCACGCCAAGGGAGAGAGAGAGAGAUCUAAUCGGUGAUUUUUGUUAUUCGGAGAGAAAAGAGAAGAAGAGAGAUUUGAUCAGAAUGAGUGGCGUCGACGGAAACAACGGUGGAGAGAGACGCAAGGGGUCGGUGAAGUGGUUCGACACCCAGAAGGGGUUCGGCUUCAUCACACCCGAAGACGGUGGUGACGAUCUCUUCGUUCAUCAGUCCUCCAUCAGAUCUGAGGGAUUUCGUAGCCUUGCCGCCGACGAAUCUGUCGAGUUCGAGGUUGAGGUCGACAACACCGGACGUCCCAAGGCUGUCGAAGUGUCCGGACCCGACGGCGCUCCCGUUCAGGGAAAUAGCGGCGGUUCAUCUGAGGGACGCGGUGGUUUUGGUGGUGGAAGAGGUGGCGGACGUGGUGGCGGAGGCCGCGGAUAUAGUAGCGGCGGUGGUGGUUACGGAGGAGGUUAUGGUGGUGGUGGCCGUGGCGGAGGUGGUGGUGAUGGCGCUUGCUACAAGUGCGGGGAACAAGGUCACAUGGCGAGAGACUGUUCUCAAGGUGGUGGUGGAUACGGUGGAGGUGGAUACGGUGGAGGCGGUGGUGGAUACGGAGGAGGUGGCGGUGGCGGUAGGUUCGGCGGUGGAGGAGGUGGCGGAAGCUGCUACAGCUGCGGAGAGUCGGGCCAUUUCGCAAGGGACUGCACAAGCGGCGGUCGUUAAAGCAAAACAACUUCAAGGCGGUGUUCAAGGGUAAAUCAGUCAUCUCACACAUGAAAAGACGAUCCUCUUUCUCGCCGCCUGCUAUCAAUAUCUAUCUUUUUCGUUAUUUUUUUGGUUAUUUAAUCUUCGUGUUCAUCUAUGUCUUGGAAUUAUUAGGACUCGUUGUUAUGGUUAUUAUGGUUAUGGUUAUGGUGCUUGUGAUGGAUUUUAGCUGUUGGAUUGUUAUUGCAUGUUUAUCAAACUUUUGCUUAUGCUCUAUAUUCCAAGCCUUCUUUACUA
This is a messenger RNA of Eutrema salsugineum, 992 nucleotides long. RefSeq names its product cold shock protein 2. The transcript has a single exon. Gene Ontology annotation, molecular function: nucleic acid binding; zinc ion binding. The record is from RefSeq and is a predicted model, not a curated record. Bases 93 to 713 code for a protein of 206 amino acids. Lineage: Eukaryota; Viridiplantae; Streptophyta; Magnoliopsida; Brassicales; Brassicaceae.